AUGCGCUGGACCACCGAGAACGAGGACAUUCUCUGGCACACCAUCUUCCAAACCCAAAGCCUAACUCUCGAGCUCGACAAAGUCUCUCAAGCCUGGCCCGGCAACGACAAACAAACCCCCAAAGCCAUCAAAGAAAAACUCAACAAAUACAGCCGAGCAGGAAAGAACAAAGUAACCUUCAGCAUGGGUCCUAAGAGCGCCACCGCACCCUCACCCGCACGCGCGACUGCUACUCCUACUCCUACCCCUCGCAAACCGCGCACGAGCAAGAAGGCUGCUAUUUCUGCGAUUCAGGGGAGCUUUGAUGCGAGUGGAGCUCUUGCGCUUGCUUCUGCGCCGGCAUUGACUACAAUGAGAGCGGAAACGGGGACGGGGGCGAAUAUUGGACGCGGACGUGGAAGACCUAGGAAGACAACUACACCUGCGCUUGCCAAUACGGAUACGUUGAGGAACGAGCUUGCGCCUGAGCAUGACGAGUCUGCGUUAAAGAGAAUCAAAACCACAGAGUCCUCGGGAAGAUUGAUCGAGGUUCAGAUCCCCGUCUCCCCAGACCCUACGCGCGUCAGGUCCGAUUCUGACAAGAAGAACGUUGGUCCUGGUUUGGGUUUGAGUCUGAAGAGCAAUCCUGCGUCUGUUCAGAAGGUCAAAGGACCUACUGCUACUGCCCUCGAGAAAGGAAAGAAGAGGAGUGCCCCGAGAAGAAGCUCCAGGAAGAUCAAGGUCGAAAACACGGAGGCGUAUGCUCGUUGCGGUGAGGUGGUUGAUUGCAAUGGAAUGUGCUGUGGUGAGCCUCGUUGCGUUUACUGCUUUGGGGAGUGGGAGGAUAGUUCUCAGACUUUGUUUUCUUGA
Messenger RNA from Aspergillus glaucus CBS 516.65, 849 nucleotides. RefSeq lists its product as uncharacterized. NCBI's taxonomy places the organism in Eukaryota, Fungi, Ascomycota, Eurotiomycetes, Eurotiales, Aspergillaceae. Bases 1 to 849 code for a protein of 282 amino acids. The record is from RefSeq and is a predicted model, not a curated record. The transcript has 3 exons.